AUGGAGAAUAAGAACAACCCAAUGUUGCUCCUUGUACUCUCCGUCUUCUCCUUCUUGCUCCUCAACCCGGCCGAGGCCCAUGUUGGCCGCCCUGCCCUGCACGGGAUGGCUAACCUCCAGAUCACCGCCGCGUGCCGCAAGACCUCCUACCCCGACCUCUGCGCCACCACCUUGGGCGCCAACAUGGAUGCCACGGUCGGCGUCAAAGACUCGACGGCCAUCUUCAAGACCGCUCUCAAGGCCGCUGUCGCCGAGGCCAAUGCCGCCAUCAGCAAAACCGAGAGACUUAUCGUGGCGGUGGACAACCCCAUGGACCUCGACUGCCUCACCUCGUGCAAGAAGUACUACAACGAGGCAAUCGCGCGGAUUCAGGAGGCCAUGACUGACAACAACUACAACUCCGUCAUGAGCACCCUCAGCUCAGCAAUAAGCCAGAUCAGUACGUGCGGCGACGAUUUCGAGCCGAGAGUUAACAAGAUGGCCAAGAUUAACCAGCGUGCUCGCGGAGUCAUCGAUAACGCCCUCGCCCUCGCUGGGUUCGCCAGGUGGUAA
This is a messenger RNA of Punica granatum (pomegranate), 552 nucleotides long. The record is from RefSeq and is a predicted model, not a curated record. Lineage: Eukaryota; Viridiplantae; Streptophyta; Magnoliopsida; Myrtales; Lythraceae.